This is a messenger RNA of Osmerus eperlanus (European smelt), 1744 nucleotides long. It is a transcript of the gene ppp1r3b, whose product is annotated as protein phosphatase 1, regulatory subunit 3B. Gene Ontology annotation, biological process: regulation of glycogen biosynthetic process. Gene Ontology annotation, cellular component: protein phosphatase type 1 complex. Gene Ontology annotation, molecular function: glycogen binding; protein phosphatase 1 binding. Bases 215 to 1117 code for a protein of 300 amino acids. NCBI's taxonomy places the organism in Eukaryota, Metazoa, Chordata, Actinopteri, Osmeriformes, Osmeridae. The record is from RefSeq and is a predicted model, not a curated record. The transcript has 2 exons.
ACGAAUGUGUUCACGUGCUAUCAGUGUGGUCGUUGAAACUGCGGCUUUUAGAACGCUUGAUAGCGUAUUUAGACUGCAGUCAGCUAAUUUAACCUAACUGAAGAAACGAUACAUAUGCUCAGUCCAAAGAAGAAGUUUACAAAAGGAUAACAUGAUUACAUCAGCAGCCUAAAGAAACGUGUCUACUAAUUAGUCUAAAUUUGAGUAAUCGUACAUGCUCCGAGCAAGCUAUUCAAGCCCUUAUCCCCAAAAGGCCAUAAUGCCAGUGGAGUUGGCGAUAUCGCUCUACCAGUCAAACGAUGACUUCUGCUACAGGACUCCAAAAUCUCUAAACCCCUGUCUGACCAGUUUGAACAUGUGCCAGAUAGUUGAACAACGUACACAUCCAAAUGAAGGGGAAGCUCUUCAUAAAAGACGUGGAAAAUCCAAAAAGAAUGUGUCUUUUGCAGACCAUAAAGGACUUGCUCUUACCAAGGUGAAGGUAUUUUCAGAGCUCCAUGACCCCAUUGACAUCCCACUUAACAUUCAGGAGCUGCUCAACUCUGCCCUAACAUUAGCUGAGAAAGAAGACAAACUAGUAUUAGACUUUACCCAGCCCUCUGCUGACUACUUAUUUUUCCGCCAGCGUUUGGAAAGUGAGCGUGUCUGUCUAGAGCACUGCAUGCUGAAGGAAAAAGCAUUAGCAGGAACUGUGAAAGUCAAAAACCUGUCAUUCGAAAAAUCUGUGAAGGUAAGGGUGACCUUUGAUACAUGGAAAAGCUACACAGAUGUGGAGUGCCUGUAUGUGAAGGACACCUACACAUGUUCAGAUCGUGACACUUUUUGCUUUGACAUCUUGUUGCCUGAUCAUGUCAGGCCACAUGAGCACAUCGAGUUUGCCAUCUGCUAUGAGGCCAACAGUCACAUCUACUGGGACAGCAACCAAGACCAGAACUACAGGAUUAUCUGGUCUUCUAUGAAGAGAGAUGAUCUAAGGUGCCUUAGCAGUAGCCCGCAGACAAGUUCCUCUCAGUUGGGAAUUCACUUUGAUCGCUACGGAAGUCCUAGGUGCUCCCAUGGAAUUGUCCCCGAGUGGCCAAGUUAUGCAGGGUAUGAAAUUAUCGGCCCAUACUACUAAAUAUGUGGUUUCAUGAAACCAUGUUCCAAGGAGUGACAAUAUGUUCUCUUCAAAUGACAAUGAACAACAUCCUCAGGGUCCAUGAUAAAAACUAGAUGUUUAAGACACAGUUUUACAAACCAGUGCAACAUCAUAUUAAUCUGGUGAAUGAUUCCCCUCAGUGCAAUGACACGUUUAGGAAAGCAAUCAAGUACAGGUCUAGAGGAGUAUAGAUGACACAUUUUCUAAUGAAAUUACAGGUUACCAUAGAACAGUGUAAUAUAUAUUGCUAGACAUUUUUAUUAAACUGUGAAUAGAAGAGGUUGCAAAUUCAAAUGCAAAUUAUUAAUUGUUUUUGUGAAUUAGUUAAUUCACACAUUUGUUACGUUUUAGAUGUUUUGUCAGAAGUUUGCAUUUGUAAACAGAAUGCGUAAUGUUUUAAGCCAUGCUUGCACACUAGACAAUCCACUUUAAUGGGCAGUAAUACUGUACACUUUGGACUUUGCCCGUAUUUCCUUAUCUGUCUGUCAAAUGUUGGUUUUAAAGGGACUCCUUUUUUCACAUGCAGUAUUUUCAUUGUAUAUAUUAUGAAGGAUAUGUUUGAAAUACACUGAAUUUAAUAUUUUAAGUCAUUCUCUUUUUAUCAAU